This is a messenger RNA of Danaus plexippus (monarch butterfly), 7331 nucleotides long. It is a transcript of the gene hob, whose product is annotated as protein hobbit. The coding region runs from base 98 to 6691 and encodes 2197 amino acids. The transcript is spliced from 35 exons. The record is from RefSeq and is a predicted model, not a curated record. Lineage: Eukaryota; Metazoa; Arthropoda; Insecta; Lepidoptera; Nymphalidae.
UAAGAGGUAUAAUUUGUGACUAUUUAGUAUUUAUAAACUAAUGUAUAGUAAUCAAAUACAUGAUUCUUUAGACUAGGAAUGCUUAAAAAAAAUAACAAUGAAUAUAUUAUUGGUAUUAUUCCUUAUUUGUGUCGUCAUAUAUUCCUGUAUAUCUUGGUUAAUACCAGCUCUAUUGGCAUGGUUGUUCAAGAGAAAAUACCAUAUAAAACUAAAAAUUGGACGAAUAGUUCUUCCAAAAUUAAUUUUUCGAGAUGUGAUUUUAUCUAAGGAUGGUUUUACAAUCCACAUUAGUGAAAUAUCAUUAAAAAGCAGCUUCUUCAAUUCUGAAAUAAAUAAAUUGGUGUCGGUGGUUAUAAAGUCUUUUCAAAUCACUAAUUAUGCUGAAGAGAGAAGAAGUGCUGUAGUAGAAACAAUAUUAAAGCCGCUGCUGUCAAAACAGAAUUCAAACUCUAGGUCAGAAGGGAUUGAUGAUGAAGCCAGCCAUUAUAAUCAACUGGAAAGGGAAUUGCGUAAUCUAAAACAACAGACUUUACUAGACUUUAGGAGCAAAAAGUUACCUUCAAGUUUAACAACAUUUGCACAGUUUAUGGGUGUUCAUAUAUAUGAUGUAUUGCUGUCAAUAACUAUAGAUGGCUUGAACAUUCAUGGUACAGCAGAGGAGGUGCAUGCAGAUGGAACGGCUGGUGGACCAGCCCGUGCACUCGUGUUCUCUGCUAAUGUAGUGAAAGCCAAAGUAGAUAUGUGGACUUCUGAGUCCAUGGUGCUAGGGGAGGUACAGUGUAGUGUACUGAUUGAGGGCACAGUCAGGGCUGAAGGGCCAUUGAAUGUUGAGAAAAUUCAUACAGUGAUCAGUAAUCCAACAAUACUGUUACGUGAUGAGUUUUAUGUUUUUAUUCAAAACCGUAAAAAGAGGAAAAAUAAGCUUGAGGUGUAUUACUCAGAAGAUUAUUAUAAUACUCUUAUACCAAGAUUGUCACCGGCCAUACCAAAGAUAUUUAGUUUAAAAAUCGACGCGACGAAAAUAACUUGUAUAGAGCGUACACCGAAAACAUUCUUUGAAUUAACACUACAGAGUGCUCUGGUUAACUCUCGCUUCAGUGCGUCUUACUCCGGGGUGGACCACGCUGUCGCCGCUCCACAGCUGUAUGUAGCUGUGCAAUUAGAUCAGCUGGGUUUAGCUGCGCGUGCGCGCACCUUGGUUUCGCUCGAUAAGCUGAAGCUGGACGCCAAGUUAGAGAAGAGAGUCCUCAAUUUAUAUCUCAUAAUAAGUACCCUGAAUCUCAAAUAUAACCACGACGAUGCGUUAGAAUGGUACACGGUGUGGCGGAGGCUUCGGAAGUCUCGACCGCUGCAAGUGACUGAAGCUCCUAAUACUCUUUGCUGGUGGCAGGUGGCAGCACGUGCGGUGGCCGUGCAAGGCUGCGCCGAGUUGCGCGCCGUCUCACUUCGCACGCGCCUGCUGGCUUUCGGAUGCAGCGGUCUCAAGGUCAAAUUGGAGCAACUCCGAGAUACCAGAGAAGAGUCGUACGAGUGGGAAUUGGCUAAGUUGGUGCUAGGGUCCCGUCAUUGGAGCGCCGAGCUGCUGGUGGACGGCGGAUGGAUGCGGGUCAGUGCGAGCGGACCGGGUUCUCAGGGCCGUGAGCCGCCUCCGCGACGACAACACGCCUGGGGCUCCGCCAUGCUAGCAGUCGCGCUCGUCAAAUGGGGCACUCACGGGCCCACAGACUCUAAAAUUGAGGCUAUGAUGGAUUGUCUGCGUUUCGAAUACAGCCACGAAAUCGCUGAAAACCUAAUUAGUUUCGUGGAUUCCAUCAACGACUACCGGACGGUGACGACUCCCUCUACUCCGACGCCAACGGACUCGUCACGAAAGGUGGCCGUAAACGUGACCCUAUCUCAUAUUAACGUGUUCCUGAUCAUCAAUGAUGAUAUGUGUAUAAUGACGAGAGUGGAUGACGUCACCAUUGAACGUACUAGUACCAAGACGGCGUUUCUAGUCUCUGGGUUGAAGAUGAUGGAAAUGGUACCUUAUCAAGGGAAUGUUAAUUGCCAAAGAUCUGAUGAGAUGACUUCUUGCUUCUUCCACGUCAAACUGGCCAGAAUAGAGAAUGUGCCUUCAAAAGAAAGAAACUCAGUCCUGCUUGACUUCCAAUUUCAAGAAUAUGUCGAAUUUCGAUGGAGCGCUAAUUUGCAUCUUAAAAUAUUAACAUUUGUCAGGGCGUUCAGGUGUUUCAGACAAGAGUUACAAAGGAAAUUGAAUAGAGGCAGCGAACUAUCGAAAUCGAACCGAACUAACAAAAAGGCAAGAGCAAUGGAUUGGAGGGUGUCCUUCAAGAGUCAAACAAAUUUGGAAUUGAUAUUAUCGAAACAAAACAACAUGCUAUUUGCAACUGAUAACAUGACCAUAGCUUACGACCAUGAAGCCGGGUUGUCUAUCGAGUGGAGUCAGCUGAAGAUGAUAUUGAACGAUGAUGAGAUCAUUUCCGUCGAAGGAUAUUGUCAGCGCCGGCUGACAGACGACGCGGACAUACGAGUGGAGAGACGAGCCUGCGAGGGAUUCACGUUGGCGUGGAAUAGGGUUUGGGGCGUCAACGUGGCGUUAGUUCGAGUCAUAUUUCCAUACAAACAUCGUUUUGCGGAGGCCGUCCAGGGUGAUUUCGUGUCCCUGUUCAAAUGGAUAAAGGUCGUCCACGGAAUUAAAAAGAAACCUUUUACAGCAGAAAGUCCGCUACCAAGCGACUUGCAUAUAAAGAUAGAUGAAAUAGUCAUCGAGAUGAGUGAUGAUCCGUUUGAGGUGAAGUUGCGUGAUAACUACGAGCUUCUUGAGGAUGAAUACAAGGAGAGUCAGAAAAGACGUACCAUGCUGGACGCUAAGGUUCAGGAACUCUGCAAGCCACAUCUGUUCCUGCCGGCGGGCAAAGUGGAAGAGUUAUACGCCGCAUUACGCCACAAAGACGCUCAGAUCUACGUCCAGCGGUCGCGAGCUGCGCCUCCGCCGCGUACUCGUCUUGUGGCGUGCUGCGUGGCUGGAUUGAGAAUUUUGGCGUUGGCUGAUCCCGUACUGCAUGGAACGCAACGCGCCACUCGUCGGCUCCGGGACAUCGACGCCGACAGUCCCUGGCCCGAGGAUGGCGUCGAGUUCACUACGUUGUGGUGCCGCUGCGUCAGCGUUGUUUGCGAGUUGUGGCAACUGCGUUUGAGAGAUUUCCCACAGCCUUUGCUUAGCAUGAGUGAGCUUCGGUUGUGGGGUACGCUGCUGGGAGCUGAAGAAGCACCGCCCCCUAGAGCUGUAAGGACGGUGAUAAUAGACCAAGGUGCACCGUGGGGACCCAUGGAGCUAGAGCGCAGUAUGAUGCCUCUAAAGUGGUACUACGACCUCUGCUGUGAAAUGACUGAGUACAGCUACGCAUUUGGGCCCUGUUGGGAGCCUGUAAUCGCUCAUUGUAACUUAGCGUUUGACCAAGUAUCUCGCCCGUCGUUGGAUCCCUCGGCACCGCUCGCGUGGUGGGACAAAGUGAGACUACUGUUCCACGGACGACUGACUGUCAACUGCGCCAAGUUCACGUGUCUCCUCCACGUGUCUCUCGAUCCCUACAACACCACCGAGGAAAUGGAGGUCACUUGGACCGAUCUGGUGCUGGAUUGGACGAACGGUAAACUGGGGUUCCUGGGUGAGCUGAAGGUGUUUGUGCGUACGGCUAGCAAGUAUGACGACUGUCGCGUGUUGCGCGUGCCCGCUCUGCGGCUGGCCGUCAAGUUGGGCUGGCAGGUAGUGGGCGACGCGCGCGACCAUCGCGCCGUGACGCCCUGUGCGCCCACGAGGCUGCCGGAGUACUCCAGCAAUCAGGAGCAUGACUCGUACCGAGCGUUCCGGUCUCAGGGCCUAGACCUACACCUGAGUAUGGACACGAAGCCGAUCGAGGGCGACGGGCCCGUGCUUCUGCUGUACGGCAGCACGCUGCGCUGGUUUGAAAGUCUGAAGCUGAUCUUGUCGGGCACGACCAGGCCAACUCGCCGCGGACGAGCCUUCAACAACAUGCGUCCGCGCCGUCCCCAACUCUCCAGACACUACAGGAACGUGUCCGUAUCCCUCACGCUGCACAAUCUCCAGGUGUUCUACUGGUCGUCGUCGUCGAUGCAGCGCGGGAUCGAGAUGCUGUGUGUGCGAGUGACGUGCGGGUCCCGUCACCGCCUGUCGCUGGUGCCGGGCGGGGACUCCCUCAUCAGGAGGGCGCGCGCGCUGUGGGCCACGCUGUAUAUGAACUGCGAGCUGAACGACGCCGAGAUAUGGCUGAAGACCGCAGCGCAGCCGCAACACCCGCCGCCCAACGACGAUAAGGACGAUGACGCGGGCUCGUCCGUCCUGAGCCCGGCGGCCAUGGAGAAGUGUUACUGUCUGUCGGUCCGGCGCGUGUCGUACGGUCGCGAGGCGGGCGGGGGAGGCAUCGCCCCCGCGCAUCGCCUCGCCGUGCACGACCUGCGAGGCGCCUGGACCAAACUCAACAGGGACCUGGCGUUCGCUCUCAUCGACACUUAUAUUAAAACACAGCAAUUGAAGAAAAAUCUAUCGACGAAGGCGUUGAAAGAGGAAGAGAAGCCGAGCACGUCUCCGAAGCAUCAGCGCGAGGGGGACGUCGUGUCUCCUCCGCCAGCCACUACUCAAGGACUGUCAGGUUGCGGUGGCGGAGCCAACAUGUUGGCGGCGCUCGUGGCGGAGGCGGGCGAGGCCGGGGGAGACGCUCCCGUGGUGUUCAGCGACGAGCUGGUGGGGGCGGACGACGCGCCUCAACACACACACGCUCACACACACACCGCACACGGCCGACACCUGCUGGACGACGACAACUCCCACACGGCUUGCCUCAUCGAGCUGGUGAACUCGCAGGUGGUGUUGAAGGGUUGCGAGACCCGCGGGUACGUGCUGCUGUGCGCCGCUCGCGCCGAGGUCCGCCAGCGCGUGAGGCGCGCGCCCGCCGCCACCGCCUGGUCGGGCGCGCUCUCCGCCAUGCAGUACUACGCCACUGUCAGUGCUCACGACAAGGACCAGCUGGACGAGAACAUCCAGUGGGUGUCCGUGGAGGAGAUCGAAGAGCGAUGGCAGGGCGCGGAGAUCAGCACCCUGCCGGACGUGCCGCGGCUCGUGGGCAGUGGACACUCAGCCGGGGGAGUCAUCGGCAGCACUGUGGGACCUUCCGCUGAUACUGGACUGGCACAGCUCCAGCGUAUAGUGUCUCGGUGUGCGUGUGAGUUCUACUACGUGUCUCACGAGGAGGGCGAGGCGGGCGGGAGCGGCGGUGCCGGCUGGGCGGAGUCUCCGCCGCCCUACGACUCCUUCACCCUCAUGCACCACGACCUCGACGUCUGCACCAACUCGCUACAGUACGCCAUGUUACUGGACGUGGUGAACAACGUGGUCCUGCACGUGGAGCCUGAGAGACGACGAGCGCUCGAGAGACGAGCGAGGAUGAGGUUCCAGCUGCAGCUGCACCGAGACACCGACCCCAGGCACCUCAUACACAAGCUACAAACACAGGUUCGAGAAUCUCUAGCGAGGCUGCGGCGGCUCGAAAAGGAGUACUAUCUGAAGAAUCGCUCCAUCAACGGAGAUGAUCAGGUCGCGCUGGCCGAGCUGAAAGCUCUCGAUAAUCAGGUGAACGAGUGUAAGGAAGCUGCAUGGUCGCUGGGCGAGGAGCUGGACGCGAUGGUCCGCGCGUGGCGCGAGGUCCGCAGCGCGUCCGCCCCGCCCACCCAGCACCACGCCGCGCCGCACCGACUCAACGACAUCUGCUUCAAGAGCGCUCGCUGGAGGCUGACGGACGCGGACGGCCAGCUCGGCAUCGCGGACCUGCUGCUCACCAACUUCCUCUACACCAAGACCUCGCGCUCGGACGACUCCGUGGAACAUCAGUUAGAAGUCGGAUACGUUCGCGUCACCAAUCUCCUACCCAACGAGCCUUUCCCUGAGGUGUUGGCCCCCCAGGAGGCGUCAGGUCGCGCCCCGGUGGCUCGCCGAGCCGCGCUGCGUGUGUUCUGUAGGGACCGUCCGCCCGUCGGAGGAAUCUCUGUGAAGGAACAUUUCGAGGUCAACAUAGUGCCCAUACGGAUAGGGUUGACGAAGAAGUUCUUUAACACGAUGCUUAAGUUUUGCUUCCCCGAGCGCGAUCCUGACGCCAUCGAGGACGGAGACGAAGAAGGAGAAGGAAGCGGCACCAUGAGGACAUCCAGCGGCAAGAAGAACAAGAAGAAGGGAAAAGACUCCAACUCUAACUUCUAUGUCAAGAGAGACAAGAAGGACAAGGACGACGUAGAGAAAAUGAAGGAGCGCGCGGAGAAGAACAAGCUGUUUAUAUACAUAAAGAUCCCGGAGGUGCCGGUGAGGGUGUCAUACAAGGGCAGCAAGGAGAAGAACCUCGAGGACGUGCGGGACCUGCCGCUGGUGCUGCCCACGCUGGAGUACCACAACGUCACCUGGACCUGGCUUGACCUGCUGCUGGCCACCAAGACCGACACCAGGAGGGUGAUAGUGUCACAGGCCAUACGUCAGAAGCUGCAGCUCCACCGCCGGCCCGCGCCGCCGCCCGCGCCGCUGGAGGAGGACAAGGCGCGUCUGCUGCUAGGAGACAGAACAGUGGCAGAGAACAAACCGCACAAGAAGAGCACCCCCAGCGUGUUUAAAUUCUCCAAAUCAUGAGACCUCUUACGUUUAAGUGGAAGCGUUUUUUAUACAAAUCAUUUAUUGUAUAUCCAAUGUUAGAAAAGAUAAUCAAAUUCCCUACAUUCGGUAAUAAGUCGAAAUUCAUUCCAUUACAGAGCGUUCAGUCUGCUAAUGUUUUUUUAAUUAAUAUUGUGUAAGCCAAAAUAAAUAUAUAUCGUCAUUUGUGUGACAAAGAUCCAAGGUCAUUAGUUUUAUAGCCUGCUUUACAUGUAAUUAAGUGUGCAGCAUAUUUACAUGAUCGCUCCGGUGAUUGUAUUUUUGUAAUGAUCAAUUUGUUAAUGACGCAAUUUCUAUUGUAUGUGAUUGAUUUUAAGUCAAUUAUUUGAAGGAUCGCUAGACGGUAGACUACAGUAAGCGUAACGUCCGAUGUGUGGACAUCGGACAUGUAUUUUUAAACUUAUACAUAUAAACAACAUUAAAACUUUUAUAUGAAGUUGAAGAGUUCAUUUCAAUAUAUAAUUAUGUUAUAUACAUAUAUGUACAUAAUGCACAAACAUCAUUCACAUACUGACGCGUCUUAUAUUUGUUGACCGUGGUAUAUAUUGUGAGCAGUAUUAAGACGUUAUGAGAUUUUGUACUCGGCAUAUUAUGAAUAAAAGUUCGCAUGUUACAUGUU